UAUAAAAUCAAAAUGGAGAUGAUGCUAAGAAGAAACUAUUACCAAGUCGAAAAGCGUGACCGCAAACAGCCAGAGAUGUCUUUCCAAGAGAAGAAAGAAGAAACGAAAUAAAACAAAGAAAAGAUACAGAAAGGCGACACUCUCAUAUUGCUCUAACGGAGAAGAAGAUUUUGAUGAGCAUUCAGACAACAAACUAAGCGCUAUCUCUAACGUCUCAAAAAGUUUUGUUCAGGAGCGAAAUUUAGAAAUCAUUGAGAACGUUUAUACAUCAAAGAAGAAAGCUAAAGCAUCCUUCAUCUCUAAUGGAGGGAAGAGGCAAGGACUUCUCGGGAUGAUUAAGAACAAGUUCUUUUAGAGGCAACAAAGUCAAGAGGCCAGUCUCUGAAUAUUCUAAUAAAUCUGAGUCCAACUACGUUCAGAAAAUGCUGGUAAUCCUGAGAAAGGCUCAAAAGCAUGGCAUCAUGACUGAAAAGGAGAAGGAUCAGAUGGCUAAACUUAUUUUCAAAAAUGGAGGAUUUCCUAAAGCGUAUCGUCCACAGCUCUGGACACUUGCUAGUGGGAGUGAAAGACUCAAACGUAAUAAUUUUGGCUACUAUUCUAUUCAACCACAUGAUGAAGAUGAGAGGAAGAGUAACGAUGAUAACCCUGAGCUUACAGAAAAACAAGAUAACACCAGUGAUGAUGAUAUAUGAAGACCACUGCUAGAUUCUUACCCAGAGAUGCCCAGCCCAUAUAAAGACCAGAUAAUGGUGGAUCUAAACAGGACUUUUAUAGAAAAUAAUGGAUCAAUAGACAGCAAAGAUUUCAAUAAGAAACUUUUCAGAAUUCUUUUGUCCUAUUCGAAACGGAACUCAAAUGUUGGCUACUGCCAAGGAAUGAACUAUCUCGCCGGAAUGGUGGUCAGGGUAAUUCAUAAUGAAGAAACAGCAUUCUGGACAUUAUGAAGUUUAUUUGAAAAUAUCCUUCCUCUAGAUUACUUUUGACUAAUGACAGAAAUAUUGGUUGACCAAAAAGUACUAAUGAUGCUGAUACAAAAGAAACAAAAGAAAUUGUUCAAACAUUUGAAGAGCCAUGGUGUUGACUUCCCUAUUAUUACAUUUCAAUGGUUUGUUUGAUGCCUUUCUUGUACCUUAGACCAAGAAGUAGCAGAGACAGUUUGGGAUUUACUAUUUCUUCAAGGCACAUCAGCUAUUUUCUGGGCUUCUCUUGCGAUCCUUGAUAUUAUGUCUCCAGAUUUAUUAAAACAAACUGAAUUUAACGAUAUGUACACAACAAUGGAUACCAAACCAAAAGAAAUGAUUAAUGAGCCUGAGAUAAUGCUAAAGCAUUAUCAAAAGUUCAUGAGAGUCAAGCCUUGCAUGAUCUCAAAGCUAAGGAAGAAGUUCAGAGAGGGGAUCAUAAAUGACCAGAGACAAGUGUGGAUGAACAACUCCAGAGCAGUAUGUCCAUCAUCCACAGAUUCAUCUGUGCUAAAAAGAGUGAAAAUCCUGAACAAGUUUUUCUUCUUGAACAAGGCUAUAAGAGCUAAUAAAAAACAGGAACUUCACUUUGAGCUAGACAAUGUCGAUGACCGCCUAUCUUGUUCUGGCAUGAAGUGAAAUUUUAAUUGGCCACUCUGUCUCUACGAUUUUACAAUUAGAACUCGGAUCUGAAACUUCUUCAUUUUCAGGGUAUCCAAGCCAGUCAGGAUCAUCCCUGAGUACUUCAGUGAUGACCUAAAUUUGAGAAGAGAAGAAAAAUUUGAGAAGCUGUUCUUCUUCAUUCCUUUUGAGAACAAAGAUGUUACGAUUUAUGACAAUAAAUCUGAGAGAAGAGUUAAACGGAUUGAAAGCGCGCAAAUUUAUGAGAAGAAUGAAACAGAAGACAAUGAAAAGUAUAUUCAUAUUACCGAAGAUGAGCAACUGCUAAUGACACGAGAAGUUCAUCCCUGUGUUUAUAAUGGGUUCGAAGACCAUUUUCAUAAAAUGUUUGAUACAGAAGACAAUAUAUUAUAUAUGAACUGGACUGUUCAUACCUGAUAUGGCUUUGAGCUCCAGAAUAUCCAAUCUAUCGAAGCUUUUGUCAAUGAGAUUCUUUCACUAAAAGAAAUAGAGGCUCUGAAGUCUAAAGAUUAUCAAGAGGAGAGUAAGAAUAUGAUGAAUAGAGAAUACCGUAAUUUCUCUCAUUACAGGCUAAAUACUUUGUUACGUGAAAGACCACUAAAGGAGGAAAAACUUAAAAGAUUUGGGAGCUUCAAUUUCCCAAGGCAUGGUUUGGACCAACAAAUCUGGCAAUCUGCGCUUGAAGUUGCUAGUCAAAGUAUUAUUAUUUCAGGCUCAUCCGACAUUUCCAGUGAUUCUGAUGAUGAAUAA
This is a messenger RNA of Moneuplotes crassus, 2351 nucleotides long. NCBI's taxonomy places the organism in Eukaryota, Ciliophora, Spirotrichea, Euplotida, Euplotidae. The record is from the annotation of a GenBank genome assembly.